Molecule: messenger RNA, 2157 nt
Organism: Spodoptera litura
Lineage: Eukaryota; Metazoa; Arthropoda; Insecta; Lepidoptera; Noctuidae
Source: RefSeq, a predicted model, not a curated record
AUGGAUUGGUUGAAAUUGUUCGCUCUUCUGAUAGCUGUAGCUUCAGUACAGAUCACGGCAGAUGCGCCCAAGAAAAAGAUCCGCAUACAUCUACCACAAAAGGUGAAACAUAUCCACCACCACAAGAAGAUCUACAUAACUCAACACCCAGCGUCAUCACAGUAUGCACCGGCUUUCAUGCCGAGCGCUGAAGGUGCGGUGGCAGUACCGAGCAACGUCGCGAUGCCUACCGUAGCCAACGUGCUGCCUCUCAACUCAGUAGAGGUGUACGACGAGUCACCGAUGCGGAUGCCCGGCGUCUCGCCCGCAGCCUCCAAGUUGUUGCCGCUGUACCGCGCGCGCGGCUACUAUGGGCCCACGCCGCACGAGUGGGACGAGCAGGAGUACGACCUCGCACCUCCUCCUCCAGAACCGACGGAUAUAACAUACAUACCCACUGCCUUCGCAGCUCCACCAGCGGCUCCGACUGCGCAACCAAGCUAUGUCCCAAAAAGAGUGAAAAUUGUGAAACUUAAUGAACCGCCCAGAAAAAAAGUGCCAAGAAAGGUCAAGGCGAAACGAGUAGUAGUGCGAGGGAAACCAGGUCAAUUAGAGGAGGAACAUCCUGUCACAACCUUCCAUGAACAUUUUUAUGCUGAUCUGGAUGGGUCGGGGACUAUUAGAAAAAUAAGGAAGCCGCAACGAGUAGAGAAAAUCAUCGACGGUGAUACCGAACACAUACACACCUAUAGUGAGGAGCACAUUCACAAACUAGUGUACGACACCGAUGGCGGUAUAUCAGGGCUAGCGGGUUCACACCCUCUAAUUCCUGUUAAGAAUCCUCAGAGUCUACUGGCCGUACCUCCUGACACAAUCACUCGUUUUGCUGGUGUAGGCUCCAUGGGGACUCCGGCGCAUUUAGAGUACGCUGCUUACAACCCACGAGAAGUUACUCACGACCACAUAUUCCAUGACCAUGGAGAGAUUCCCUCCGAUGUGGAUAUAACGAAAGACCAUCUCCCAUUUCCGCCGAGAUUGACUUAUAAUAAUCACCCUAUCCGUAUCGGACUAAGUGGUAACAAGGGGCUUAAAAGCAAAUAUUCACAAAAGUACGUGAAAUCUCAUCAUAAACCUACACAUUAUUCAGACGUUGCUUAUUACGAUAACCCAUAUUUCACGUAUCAUAAGAUGCAGCAACCCACCAUCCCUACGCCUUUUGAGUCGACAUCUGAUCAGAGUUUAGAGGACUACAGGCCUAUUCCCCAUUUCAAAGUGAAAGACAAAGGAAACAUAAAGACUCGCAACGUAGUACCAGCACUAUAUUUUGGGAACGGAAAACAAGUGUCUGACUACCGACUCCAGCAGACGAGUGUCCCGGCACCGUACGCCGUGUCGUCCACCGUCGUCCAUGACUACAAGCCACACUCAGCCGAAACGGUAGGCUUGUCUAAAUUUAAUAAAAAUGUAUAUGCCUAUACGAAUAACUACGGAGAUUCAUACGCUUCAUCGGCGUCUAACUUAUAUACCUCAGAUAAUAGUCCCUCUUUUAUAAAUUAUCAACCUAAAAAAGGUAAAAAAAAAUCCAUAUCAACACAGAAUAUAAGUUUUGGUGGGCUAGACCAUCAGACUACAGUAGAUCACUUAGAAGAUUCCGGUGUUUCAGCAACGUCAAUUAACGGAGCGGCAACGUCGGGAAUAGACAACUACAACAGCUAUGAACAGCAGCAGUCUACAGAUUCAGCGCAGUCCACUGCCUUUACAAUAUCAGAAAGCUCUCCGGUUCAUGCAUAUUACACUUCGAUGGCAGCAAAGGCCUUGCAGGGAGAUCAGAUUUCAUAUGCUGAGGCGUCUAAUGACAAUUACCAAUACGCUGAAGCUCCUAGUCCGUCAACAACACCUUUCAUUGCCACAGUAGCAACGACUACCGCUGCCUCACCUACGUAUUAUGACACUCAGAGCGUGGAAGCUAUUACAACUGAAGUCACAACUUAUGAAACCAGGCCGAGGAACACGCUCAAAGACCAAGAAUCUGAGGUACCAAAACCACGCAAGGAGCGUAGGUCCAGGUACAAAGUUAUAGCUUUAAAUUCUAAAGAAUCGAACGAAUCGGGACAUUAUUACAGUCAGAGUACAGAUGCAUCAAGUGCCGGAAAACUUAACUAUGGUGACAAAAUUUGA